AUGACUCCAGCCUGGAGACAUUUGCUAAGAACUUUGCGCCUGGAGACUUCCUCACCCAGGACCCCCAAGACAUGCCCUUCCCUGAGCCUAGGUGCUUUCUGGAGAUCUGUAACCAAGCUCGGUCUUCAUACGAAACCCAGAAUGCCUCCAUGUGACUUCACACCCGAGAGGUACCAGUCCAUGCCCUACAGCCGCGUCCUGGAGGUCUACAAGGAGCAUCUCUCCCCCGAGGUGGUGUACUUCCCGGACCCUCUGCUGCUCCACCAGGGCCACAUGCAGUGGCUCUUCGAUCACGAGGGAAACAGAUACCUGGACUUCUUCUCUGGGAUCGUCACUGUCAGUGUCGGCCACUGCCACCCGAAGGUGAACGCCGUGGCGCAGAAGCAGCUGGGCCGCCUGUGGCACACCAGCGCCCUCUUCUUCCACCCACCGAUCCAUGAGUACGCAGAGCAGCUCUCGGCGCUUCUCCCCGAACCUCUAAAGGUCAUUUUCUUGAUGAACAGUGGCUCAGAAGCCAACGACCUAGCCAUGCUGAUGGCCAGGGCACACACAAAGAACACAGACAUCAUUUCGUUCAGAGGAGCCUACCACGGAUGCAGUCCUUACACACUUGGCUUGUCAAACGUAGGGCAAUUCAAGAUGACACUCCCCAGUGGGGUGGGCUGCCAAUCAACAAUGUGCCCAGAUGUUUUCCGUGGUCCUUGGGGAGGAAGCCACUGUCGAGAUUCUCCAGUGCAAACAAUUAGGAAAUGCAGCUGUGCACCAGACUGCUGCCAAGCUAAAGACCAGUAUAUCGAGCAGUUCAAAGAUACUCUGAGCACUUGUGUGGGCAAAUCAAUUGCUGGAUUUUUUGCAGAACCAAUCCAAGGGGUGAACGGGGCCGUUCAGUACCCCACGGGGUUUCUGAAGGAGGCCUUCCAGCUGGUGCGGGAGCGAGGAGGCGUGUGCAUCGCGGACGAAGUGCAGACGGGGUUCGGAAGGUUGGGCUCUCACUUCUGGGGCUUCCAAACCCACGGCGUCCUGCCAGACAUCGUCACCAUGGCCAAAGGGAUCGGGAAUGGCUUUCCCAUGGCAGCGGUUGUGACCACGCCAGAGAUUGCCAAGUCUUUGGCUAAAUGCGUCCUGCACUUCAACACCUUCGGAGGGAACCCCAUGGCCUGUGCCAUCGGAUCGGCCGUGCUUGAGGUGAUUAAAGAGGAAAAGCUGCAGGAGAACAGUCACGAAGUGGGCACCUACCUGUUGCUGAAGCUGGCUAAGCUGCGGGAUGAAUUUGAGAUUAUCGGAGACGUCCGAGGCAAAGGCCUCCUGGUGGGAAUAGAAAUGGUGAAGGACAAGACGAGUCGCCAGCCGCUCCCCCGGGAAGAAGUCAACCAGAUCCACGAGGACUGCAGACGAAUGGGCCUGAUCAUCGGCAGGGGCGGCCUCUUCUCCCAGACGUUCCGCAUCGCGCCCUCGCUCUGCAUCACGAAGCCAGAGGUCGAUUUUGCAGUGGACGUAUUUCGCGCUGCGGUGAGCCAGCACAUGGAAAGAAGAGCUAAAUGAAAUCUAAAGCAUAAAAACCCACAAGCCUCAAGACCUUCCCGCUGAUGUUCAAGAGCUAAUUCGAGGAAUUUCAGAAGCACCGGCAUAAGUUGUAAAAGUUGACUGCCUACCAGCCAUAUUGGUUAACAGA
This is a messenger RNA of Eptesicus fuscus (big brown bat), 1672 nucleotides long. RefSeq names its product alanine--glyoxylate aminotransferase 2 (gene AGXT2). The coding region runs from base 1 to 1542 and encodes 513 amino acids. Lineage: Eukaryota; Metazoa; Chordata; Mammalia; Chiroptera; Vespertilionidae. Gene Ontology annotation, molecular function: L-alanine:glyoxylate transaminase activity; pyridoxal phosphate binding. The record is from RefSeq and is a predicted model, not a curated record. The transcript has 14 exons. Gene Ontology annotation, biological process: glyoxylate catabolic process. Gene Ontology annotation, cellular component: mitochondrion.